Messenger RNA from Sabethes cyaneus, 1131 nucleotides. It is a transcript of the gene Rpp25, whose product is annotated as serum response factor homolog B. NCBI's taxonomy places the organism in Eukaryota, Metazoa, Arthropoda, Insecta, Diptera, Culicidae. Bases 260 to 1054 code for a protein of 264 amino acids. Gene Ontology annotation, molecular function: RNA binding. Gene Ontology annotation, cellular component: ribonuclease MRP complex. The transcript is spliced from 4 exons. Gene Ontology annotation, biological process: tRNA 5'-leader removal. The record is from RefSeq and is a predicted model, not a curated record.
AGAAUCGGUCGUGUGGUCGCCGGAAAUUUGAAUUUCGUUUUUGCCAAGCUUUGGUAAAGGAAUCGAAAAAAUUGUAGAAUAUUUUCUAGUGUUAUAACUUAGAAGUGAAUAAAAGUGGAGUGUUGUAAUACUACUGUUCUUGUUACUUCCCGAAAUAAUACCGGAAAUUGUCGCCGAGCCGGCUAAAGCUCUGAACUGCAGCGCAGUAGUAUAUUUACGGACAGCAGUCAGCAACCGUGUUUGUGAAUAGGAAUCAAAAAUGAUGCACUACAAGAAGGGUAAAAAUGUGGAAGAAGAGUUGUCCAAGGAGCAAAUUCCGAUCGAAGGGCUACCGGAGCAGUUUCUAUGGAUGCACGUGAAAGGUGGUUCACGCAUAUUCAAUCUGGUGGAUUACGCGAAAAAAGCACUGGAAACCGGAGAGUACCGAUCAAUGGUUUGGAGUGGGUCCGGUGGCGGUACCGGCAAGACCAUCAGCUGCGCUGAGAUUAUGAAGAAGGACUUUGAAUUACAUCAGGUUACGCGGAUUUGCUAUAGCAAAGUGGAAGAAUAUUGGGAUCCGCAGCAGGAAGGUCUAGAGCAGAUUGUAGCGACUAGAAAGAUACCAAGCAUCCAUAUUCUGCUCUCUUUGGAUGAAAUAGACCCGAAAACUCCCGGUUACCAGCAUUCGAAAACGCGAACGACCUUCUGGAUGGAAGGAGAUUCCGAAACUAGAAAUGGUGAACAUCGGAAGGGCUCGAAUUACUUUUCCGGACCUCAGUUCAAGAAAAGACCCAACAAGCACUAUUCGGAGGGUAGAAAUACUGGAGACAAUGGGGGUAACGGUGGAGCAAGCAGCGGUAACAGUAACAAUAGGAAUAAAAACAAAAGCAAAUCUAAAGCCCGUACGCCCGGCAACAAUGAGGCACGAAGUAAUCAAAACAGUCAACCCAGCGGCGAAAGUGAUCCUCGCAACUCGAAAAAGGCUAGGAAUAGUGGGAGUAAAUCAAAAGAAAAUGUAUCGGAAAGUAAUGCUUCGUCUAGAAAUGCACCUUCUGGGUCGUCCGAAAUGACGUAACAAACUAUGUGAACCUUAUCUGGCACAAAUAGGUAGGUAGUACUUUGAUUCUAUCUUCCAAUGAAUAUUAUACACUA